AUGAUUAUUACCGUGCAAAGACCUCCUUCUCCUUUUCCUUCCUUGGAAGAUUGUCAACCAGUCCGAUUUCCGCCCAGUAAUUCAAGCAAUGUCGGAACAACAGAGGAGCACGGUUUAGAUACCAUAACAUUCGAUUUUCCGGCCAGACUAGGAAGCGAUACAAAGUCCAUACCUCAAUCUCUACUCGUUUUGAUCGCGCUUUUCGUCGUUCAUUAUCGGAGCACAGGUGUAGAAAAUGCUACCCUCGGUAUUCUUGAUGACAAUUCCAAGCAGUCUACGGUCCGAGUUCACAUAGAUUCUGAGACGCCCUUAUCCAAUAUCAAUGUAGUUCGGGACGCGACUCAAGGAGUUCAAACAUCAGGAAAACACGAUCUCCCGAAGAUCAUCAUUGUGUCAACUGGCGUUUCGAUCGAGAGCGAGCCUGCUAUUUCCUCCAAGUUGAAUAUGGAGUGGAGUAUCGACCUCGAGUGUCACGUAUCGUAUGAUAGCGCCCUCUAUUCUAGGACAGAGGUUCAAAAUAUAUGGGAAAAGGUUUUGGAUGUCAUGGUGGUUAGUUUGGAACAGCCGGAGCUUCCUGUAGGGGAAGUGCCCUUCCGCAAGGUUCGACAACAACUCGAGCGUUCCGGGAUCCCAAUAAAAUGCCCUCCGUCACCAUCAUACACAUUCACCACACUCUCAGACGCAUUUCAUCAUACCGUCAUCACGUAUCCCGACCAUGUUGCCAUAGUCAACGGGAAAACAUCCCUUACCUAUGCAGAGCUCGACUUUUACUCCUCUGCGUUGACGCACAAAAUUACUGGUGCUCUGGAUGGGAGAAAUGACUCUGGAUACAUUUCCUGGUGUCUACCGCCUUCGCCGUUGGCAAUUGUUGUCAUGUUUGCCAUCGUGAAGUACGGUGCGACGUAUGUCCCGUUAGACAUACGUCUCCCAUGUGCACGUCUCAAUUCCCUCAUUGCGGAUUCUGGAGCGUGUCUCCUAAUUACUUCCAACGACUCUCCGGACUUUUCCUUGGAUAACCCUGAACAAGUCGCGCGCUUGGACGUCACCAACUUCCUGAGAGAACAUACAUCCUAUUCAUCAACUUACCAAUCCCGUAGCAGGCCGGUAAUGAACAAGCUCGCAUAUGUGAUGUACACUUCCGGAAGCACCGGAAAGCCCAAAGGAGUGUGCAUCAGUCAAGAGUCAGUUCUUGCGCUUGUUUACGACCGAGGACGUUUUCCACUCGGACCGAACGAUCGAGUCGCGCAAAUUAAUAAUUUGGCGUGGGAUGGUAGUAUUUUUGAGGUUUGGUGCACUCUUCUCGCUGGCGCAACGCUCGUCUCGUUCAAUCGUUAUGACGUGCUCGAACCUGUCAUCCUCGCGAAGCAAUUCAAUACCCUCGACGUCCAAUGCACUUUCAUCACAACAUCAUUGUUCCGCCAGAUCUUGAACGUUGCUCCCGAUUUGUUUAAGCCGCUACGCACAUUGCUCGUUGGAGGCGAAUCGAUUGACUUUGACCAGUACCGCAAGUUGCACGCCGUCAAUCCCUUCGUAAAAUUGUUUAACAUGUAUGGUCCCACUGAGACGUGCUGUUAUACGACAUCUUACAUCGUUCCUAUGGAUGAUUUACCGACACAAGGGGUUGUACCAAUUGGGAUAGGGCUAGAACAUACCCAAUGCUUGGUUGUAGACUCUAAGAAUAGGCUUGUGCCACCGGGUAUCAUUGGCGAGCUUGUGAUAGGUGGAAGGGGCGUCGGAGCUGGGUAUCUUGAACGACGGAAGGAAACAACAGAACAUUUCGUUAAAAUGAGAUUCCCGGAGUUGGACCAACCCGGAGCUGUGUUUUAUCGGUCGGGCGACCUUGUGAGAUGGCUGCCUACCAGAGAAUUACAGUUUGAGGGCAGACUGAAGGCGGGGCAAGUGAAGAUUAGGGGACAACGGCUUGAAAUGACAGAGGUGGAAGCGGCUUGUGUUCGGAGUGGAUUAGUGACACAUGCCGCAGUCGCCUUCGUGAAGCCUACAGACGGACGGGAAGCGUACUUGGCCUCCUUUCUCGUCAGAAAACCCAUCCCGGAUGUAAAUGGAACACAAACAUUUCUUCCAACUCUUGGCCGUAUACUCAAGGUCCUCAGAUCAACGUUACCAUCGUAUAUGAUCCCGAGAGAUGUCCACUUUGUAGAGUCCCUCCCGCUAACAAGUAGCGGAAAACUCGACCGGCGUUCACUACAAGGAAUGGCUUUAGCAGCAGAUAGUCAAGAAACAGGAGUGCAUAAUGGUGAUUAUACAGACACGUACGUUGCCCCCCAAUCGGAGCUGGAACGCCACAUUUGUGGAAUCUUUGGCGAGAUUCUCCCAAAGUCUGGUGUUUUUGGUGCUACUUCAGACUUUUUUGAUGCCGGUGGGCACUCACUGCUGGCGAUGCGAUUGAAAUGGAGACUGCAACAGACAUUUCACGAUCAGAUGUCCAUGCAGGAUAUUUUUGCCGAGACGACACCCCGUAGACUUGCUGCGAGAAUUGAAGCGCUCAAGCAAAGCAGCCCCGAUAAAGUUGCCGUUGAUCUUCGGUCUUUUCCCCAAAUUGGUGAAGGUGAAUACAGACCGUUAACAUUGGGAGAGGCGAGGUUUUGGUAUGCCGCAAAGGUGGAUGGUCCCGACGAUCCAACCUUUUUUUGUCCACAUUGGCUUCAUAUGGACGGUUUUGUCGACGAAGACGUGUUGGAAAGAUCUAUCACAUUUAUGGUGGGACGACACGAAGUCUUCAGAACGGUAUUUCUGGAAGUCGAUGGCAUUCCCAGAGGAAAGAUAAUCGACUUUUUUGCCGGUAUGGAAAGGAUGGACGUGGAUCCCAACCUGGACCAGGAAGCUUUUGAAACACUCCUACGCGGGCAUGCCAUGAGACCCUUCAAGUUUGGAGAGGACGUCAUGUUUAGGGCUAUUCUGUUCCGCGUUAACGGAGGGGAGAAAAGCAUCCUGCUGUUCGCCCUACACCACAUGAUUACUGAUGGAUUCAGCAGGGACGUCAUCUUUAGAGAGGUUUCGGAAGCCUACAACGCUUUCAUCGACGAUAAAAAUCCUACUUUACCUCCAGUUCCCGUGCAAUACACUGCAUUUGCACAAUGGCACAAUACCAGCGAUUACGAACAAUUACUAGAGGCCCAAACACAGUAUUGGUCAAAGGAACUUCAAGGCGGUAAAGCGGCCGAUUUCCCACUCGAUUUCCCUCGACCUCAACCCAAAGAUACCAGUAGAGACGGCGGUCUAAUCUCCGUGGUUUGUACUUCUGAAAUGACACAUCAACUUGAAGUGCUAUGCAAGGAAGCCGGUAUCACCAUCUACAUUCUGCUGUUGACAGUCCUGCGAAUCGUUCACUAUCAGCUCACUGCAGAGACCGAUGCUUGCCUGGCAUCCUCAAUUGCAAACCGGACCCGUCCAGAAGCCGAGUCUUUAUGUGGAUACUUUGUCAACAACAUCGUUUAUCGUAUCAAACUAGAUGGGCAAAACACCGUUGGAGAUAUCUUGAAACAGGUUCGACAGCUUUAUUUGGGAGCACUAGCCAACCAAGAUGUACCCUUCUGGCCUCGUAUUGCAGAGAAACUCCGUUCUGACCCAACUAAACCGAUUUAUCGAACUGUGAUGGGCUAUCAUCGCUUUAACACGACGUCGCUCAAACUCGGCAACGACGUGUGUGCAAAAGCAUGGGACCUAGACUUACAAGCCGUUCGGUUCGAUUUCCAGGUCUUUUUCAACAGAGAGGGGGAUCAAAUAGUUGGGGACUUUCACUACCGGAAGGAUUUGUUCAAGGAAGCGACGGUGAAAGGCAUUGUUGACCGUUAUUUCCAUGUUCUACAGGUUCUCGCGGGGGGGCUGCAAGAGCGUGUAUUAGAGAUGUCAUUGAAUUCGGUUGUAAGGCUUUAA
Molecule: messenger RNA, 3894 nt
Organism: Marasmius oreades (fairy-ring Marasmius)
Lineage: Eukaryota; Fungi; Basidiomycota; Agaricomycetes; Agaricales; Marasmiaceae
Product: NRPS protein
Exons: 4
Coding region: 1-3894 (1297 amino acids)
Biological process (GO): secondary metabolite biosynthetic process; amino acid activation for nonribosomal peptide biosynthetic process
Cellular component (GO): cytoplasm
Molecular function (GO): catalytic activity; phosphopantetheine binding
Source: RefSeq, a predicted model, not a curated record